UUUUCGACAAAUAAUUGGUAAUGGUCUUAUGUUUUCGGCCCCUACCGUCUUCAGAAACGCCCAUACGCAACCGCAACCGCAACCUCAACCUCUUUCACAUUUCCGUCACUACCGACUCUUCGCCUUCUUAAAAUACGAAUCCCCAAAUUCUCUGCCAUUUCCUCUCGUUUCUUAUUCUUCAAUUCAUCAUCCAUAGACUUAUCAUCAUCGUCACCAAUGGAUCGGGUCAACUUUAGGACACAAGUCCUAACCCGCCAUCUCAAUAACCACCAUAACGCCACCACCGAUCUUCUACACACCGCCCCAUGUGUCAGCUACUCCCCACCGGAACUCUCUGAGCCGCCGUUGAAUUUCGAUACCAAGUUGCUCCGUAAGCUCCUAGACGGUCAGAGCAUUGCUGAUAUCGACUAUGUGUUCAAUCUGAUGAUACAGAGCAACCUGUUUUGCCCAAGAGAAAGAGGCGGCAAAGUGUUUAUUUCCCCGGAUUUUAAUCAGUCGAUGGAGCAGCAAAGAGAGAUGACGAUGAGAAGACUUGAUUACUUGAGAGAACAUGGGGUUUUCGAUGGGUGGUUUUCUAAGAAGGGACCAGAAGGCGAUUUAUCUAGAUUUGCUCUUGCUGAAUCUGCUAGCGUUUUUGAUCAUUCUCUAGGGAUUAAGCUUGGAGUGCAUUUCUUUUUAUGGGGUGGUGCAAUCCGUUUCAUGGGCACAAAGCGUCAUCAUGAUAAAUGGUACAAGCCAACGGAGACUUAUGAAGUCAAGGGUUGCUUUGCAAUGACCGAGUUAGGCCAUGGAAGUAAUGUCCGAGGAAUUGAAACAAUCACUAGAUAUGAUUCAAGCACUCAGGAAUUUAUUAUCAGCACCCCUUGUGAAUCUGCACAAAAGUAUUGGAUUGGAGGUGCAGCUAAUCAUGCUACACACACAGUGGUCUUCUCACAGCUUGAAAUUAAUGGUGUGAAUCAAGGAGUGCAUGCUUUUAUAGCUCAAAUCAGGGACUCAGAUGGAAAUGUGUGUCCAAAUGUUCGUAUUGCAGAUUGUGGUCAUAAAAUCGGUUUAAAUGGUGUUGACAAUGGUCGAAUCUGGUUUGACAAUCUACGCAUACCAAGAGAAAACCUGUUGAAUUCAGUUGCUGACGUGUCACCCGAUGGGCAAUAUUUGAGUGCAAUAAAAGAUCCAGAUCAGCGAUUCGCAGCCUUUCUGGCCCCACUGACAUCUGGCCGUGUAACUAUUGCUGCUAGUGCAAUAAACACUGCAAAGGUUGGUUUAGCAGUUGCAGUUAGGUACUCGCUGACUAGGCGAGCUUUUUCAAUCAAACCAAAUGAACCAGAAGUUCUUUUACUUGAUUAUCCAAGUCAUCAAAGGCGUCUCUUACCUCUUGUAGCAAAAACAUAUGCUCUGAAUUUUGCUUCAAAUUAUUUGAAGAUGAUAUAUGUGAAAAGAACACCCGAAUCAAUUAAAACAGUUCAUGUUGUUUCUAGUGCACUCAAGGCUGCUUUAACCUGGCAUUGCAUGCGAACCCUUCAGGAAUGUCGAGAAGCUUGUGGUGGGCAAGGUUUGAAGACUGAAAAUCAUGUUGGUCAUUUAAAAAGUGAGUAUGAUGUGCAGUUGACUUUUGAAGGUGACAACAAUGUUCUAAUGCAACAGAUUAGCAAGGCACUCUAUGCAGAGUUUUUGUCAGCCAAGAAAAGGAACAAACCAAUUAGAGGUUUGGGAUUAGAACACUUGAACAACCCUGCUCCAGUUAUUCCUUCUCAUCUCACAAGCUCUACUCUUAGAACCACUCAAUUCCAGACUGACAUAUUUUGCUUACGUGAGAGAGAUUUAUUGCAACGUUUUGUAACGGAAGUGUCACAACAUCAAGCUCAGGGAGAAAGCAGAGAACAUAUAUUCACAGUGAUGUAUCAACUUGCUGAGGAUUUGGGGAGAGCUUUUGCGGAUCGGUUGGUUCUACAAACGUUUCUUGAUGUUGAAGCAACUGUUCCAUCAGGCUCUUUGAAGGAUGUGUUGGGGUUAAUGAGGUCAAUGUAUUCUACAAUUGUAUUGGAAGAAGAUGGUUCUUUUUUGAGAUAUGGCUACUUGUCAAUAGAUAAUGCUGCAGUGGUUAGGAAAGAGGUUUUGAAGCUGUGUAGUGAGCUAAGACCACAUGCACUUGGUUUGGUGAGUUCGUUUGGAAUCCCUGAUGCUUUCUUGGGACCAAUUGCUUUCAAUUGGGUUGAUGCAAAUGCAUGGUCUUCGGUUUAAAGACAUGAUAUUUACAAUAAUUACCUUCUGGUUUACAUCUUUUACAAAUAAGGACAUGACUCUCCAUAUGUUUGUUGUAUAACUAGGUAAUGAAAGUUGCUUAUGUUUUAGUAUUAUCCGUUUUCUAUUGUACACAAGCACAAUCAUGUGGAUCUAAUAAGGACGU
Messenger RNA from Lactuca virosa, 2404 nucleotides. The record is from the annotation of a GenBank genome assembly. Lineage: Eukaryota; Viridiplantae; Streptophyta; Magnoliopsida; Asterales; Asteraceae.